AUGGCAUUUGUGGGCCAAGUCUCCUUGGUGGCGGAGUAUGCCCGCCCCUACCCACAAAUGGCCUGUGGCUUGUCCUCCUCCACCGAUGAACACUGUCAACUGACCAGCGAGAAUACGCUAUAG
This is a messenger RNA of Echinococcus granulosus, 123 nucleotides long. RefSeq lists its product as hypothetical. The coding region runs from base 1 to 123 and encodes 40 amino acids. Lineage: Eukaryota; Metazoa; Platyhelminthes; Cestoda; Cyclophyllidea; Taeniidae. The record is from RefSeq and is a predicted model, not a curated record. The transcript has 2 exons.